AACCACAAGAAAUAAAACAUCCGAUUGUGAUCUCAUGAGUCGGCAGAGUGAUGUAUGAUCCAUAAAUUCCGGUUUGGACUGCUAACUCUCGCUAAGGAUUGAAAUGGCCUCUAUGAAUACCGUAAACCCUUUCCAGUUUGAAAGGGCUGGAAGGGGCAAAGUGAUGUCAAAUUAGGAGGCGAACUUGUUUGCGUUUUGUCUUGGAACACAUACACUUGCACGGAAUGUACAUUGCCGCCUGCGUUACUUCGGAUGAGAAAGAGUCUCUUCAAGCACUCUACGACGUUAUUGUAGCAAAGUGCGUCCCAUAAACCCGUAUGCAUAGUAAUACUCCUGAAGUAAGCUGAGUAAGUUUAAACGCUUGCAUUUACGACUUCCAAAUGCUCCAAGUAAAGGCCGAGUUUUGUAACUGGCGGAUCACCCAUGGUCGCCACAUAAAUAAUCCCUAGGUCCGCGCAAGAAUUCCACUCCCAGAGCCCAGAAUCCCUUCUCUGAACUCUCGAACGCAGCCAUGGAGAUCGCUCUCUCAACUUUGCUGUCGCUGCUUCUCCUCCUCCUUUCUUCGCCCACCGCCGUGUUCUCCGCCAUUGCCCCUGCAGGCGCCGGCGAUGACGCUUCCGACGUCUUCCUUCCCUCACCUGCCGCCGCGCCUUCCCCAGCCUUGGCUCCUGGCGCCGACGAGCAUACCUCCGACUGUGGCAUCUACAUAGUCUUCGUCAGCCGCGCCGACUAUGUCGACUCGGCGGACUACGACGCCCGACUACUCGCCUCCGUCCUCGGAAGCACGGAGGAAGCCAAGAAGGCGGUCAUCUACCACUAUAGCGGUCUUGGGUUCGCGGCGAGGCUCAAGCCCAAUCAGGCAGAGCAGUUAUCAAGGAAGGAAGGAAUUGCAACCUUCAAGGACAAGACGUACCACAUCGAGAACGACGGUGGCUUGCCUUCUCGGUUCUUUGAAGAGAAUAUCUGACAGUCAAAUCAAGUUCACGGAUGCAGGGUGCUCGUAUGACAUACCUCAUUUACAAUUAGCACGACCUGAAACAUGUUACUAUGGAGUCUGGGGCUAUCUGUUAUGCCCACUUUGAACUUUAAAGGCUGUUUUGUCCUGAAAUAAAAGCAUACAACCUCAUAGCAAAGUACUAGAAAAGGAGUGCAUAGGAGAAUACUUCAGUAAAGCACCAGGUACGAAGGAUUCAUGAUUUGUUCUACUUGAUGUCCUGGAUGUCAAUAUCUGAGUAUAAAAAUGGUCUCAUACACAAUU
Messenger RNA from Lolium perenne, 1258 nucleotides. RefSeq lists its product as uncharacterized. NCBI's taxonomy places the organism in Eukaryota, Viridiplantae, Streptophyta, Magnoliopsida, Poales, Poaceae. The record is from RefSeq and is a predicted model, not a curated record.